AGCCGCUGACUCUUUUGUCUUCAAGGUAAAGACUUGUUGCCAUCCGGUGGGAGUUUAUCACGCUUUGCAAAUGUUUGGGACAGUGUAGGAUCUUUGAGGGAGUGUUGAUCUUGUGAAAAUCCUCACGCUAUUUUUUGUGAUGCUGCUUCAAAUGUGAAAUGAGCUUGAUGGUAUUAAACCUCCCCGCUUCUGUGCCACCACAGGAAACUUUUGUAUGACAAGUUGAAUAAUCAGCUGCAAUGGCUUGGAUGAAAAUUACUAGCACACGUCAGUGCUACUCCUUGCUACUUCGUUAGCACAUUAGCACAUGCUGUUGUUGUGAUCACAUUGGUUCUAUCUGGUGCAUGCUGGAGUGGAGCCUGGAAUCAACUGCUUGUAUCGGAGUGCCAGUAUCAAAGAUUUUAGAUGCAGGACGAUCUUUUAUUUGCCGAUAUUGGGCCGAUAUCUAUCUACUAUAAAGAUAUCUCCAUUUUGGACUGGGACACCCUUAACAGUAAGCAAGGAAUACAUGUGAGUUUGAGUAUGACUGAUUUAGAUUUAGUCUUCCAUGGUGUCAUUGUCAGUGUAGACCAAGCAGGAGCUAUGUGUGCUAUUUUUAGCAUGAAGGAUCCAACUGCCGUGGUGUGAACAGGUGGACAGCAAACCAGCAACGUGACCUUUACUUGCCAACUGCCUUUCAUUCUUGCAAACCAUCUAGCGAGCCGCUUCCUAUCCAUACAUCCAUAUCUGGGCUCCAAAGCCGACUUACCUGGGGGCUGCUGGAGCUGGAGUCUGAGUGAGGCUUCAGCAUCAUCUUUCCAUCAAGUCAUUAUCUUGUCAACAAACACCACCAAAAACCGUCAUGAGCAUGAGCUAUGGCACAAGUCAUUCAAAAAAUGUUAAACGUAAAUCUAUAUACAGUAUCUCUAUGGCGUCCUUGAGUUUUACAGCAGAUGGUCAGAGGCACCAGUUUGCUUUAAGGAGGUUGUUUUUUGUUUGGGUAAGCAGAAGCACUUGAGCUUGCUUAAAGGAAGUUGUUCUUUAUUUGGGUCAGCAGAAGCCAAAACCAAACUUGCAAUGAGCUCGUCUUCACAUAAGAAACAGCAGGAGGUCAUUACUCAACAUAACAACCUGACUAACAAUGUCAUUAAACAAAUAACGCAAUCACCAUCACACAGCAACUUCAACACACACACAGGACAACAACCACUACAACUACUAGUACCACUGCAGGAUAAUGAACAAGUAGUGUAUUUUUCAGACUAUAAGUCAAAAAUAGUCAUUUUCUGGGUGUAUGACUGACUUAGAAGCCCAUGUGUUUGGACACGAUAUCAUCAAUGAAGCACAAUCAUCAUAACCAUCAUAAAGAUGCGUAUGAAAAUGAUGUCAGCGUGUGAAAGGUGAUGAUGAUCCAGCAGAUGCUAAAGGAACAACUCAACAUGCUAGCUUAACUUGGCCAGCUCGGGAGACGUCACUCCAAUUACUUUCUUCACAUUCGUCUCUAUAUUACUGUUCGGAAGCCCAUCAUGGAAGAAGCCGACCUGCUGAAGGAACGCCUCCAGGCGAUCACGGAUAAAAGGAGAAUCCAGGAAGACAUUGUCAAGAAAAGAAGACAGAUAGAGGAGGAUAAACUCAAACUCCAGUACAUAAAGAAGAAGACCCUCAGGGAGCAAUGGCUGAUGGACGGUUUGAGUCAGCAGUCAGGAGAGGAGCAGGAGGCCAUGAGGCUUCAGGUCCAGGAUGAACAGCAACAAAGCGAUCAGCUGCAGACCGACAUUGACAGGAUGGAAAAGGAGAUUGGGGCCUUAGAAACAGAGGAGCUCAACAUCUCAGCCAAUGAGGAAUUUGUUCUGAAGCGAUUAAAAGAAGUGGAGAGGACUGCUGAGGACAUCAUCAAGAAAGCUACUUCAGAGAAGGAAGAAGCAGGUAGACAUGAACUAAAAGCUUUCAGCAGUUCUGAGAAUAACAAGUUAGAAUUUGUCACCAUGGAAACCAGCGAUCCAGCAGAACUGGCAGCGGGGAGCAAGGAGGAGGUCACUGUGGCUGAUGUACCUGAGAAAGAAAUCACCUUCAGUGUCGACAGUGAAAACAUUUGUAUGAAUACAGACACAUCUGAUUUCCAUGAUGAAUCACGUUCUGGCAAAUCCUCAACCAACCCGACAAGCACCUCCGGCUGCACUGAGCCUCGUGUGUGUAGUGAUGAACAGGAAGCCUUGACAUUUGAAGAAGGACACACGGAGCUACACAGAAACGAGUCAAUGGCUUCUUCUGUGUCUGAUACGCUUUCCAGCGCUGAGAGUGUUUAUGAAAAUGAGGCUCAAUGUAAGACACAGCGAACAUCAGAAGAACCAGAGUAUGACUUAGAGCCAAAGGAAUACUCCAACCCAGACAGUCUCCAGGAAACACAGGAACACCCUCAGGUAGAGCAAGACACUCAGAUGGAGCAUUACCCAGAUCUACACCAAUUCUCGGAUGAGGAUUAUCAACCUAAUCUCUGCAACGAUGACUUCCAGAAUUUGGAAGUAGAUGCAGAUUGCGACGCUGAAUACCCUGAAAUGCUUUGUGAAAGCCCCAUCCCCGAGGAAUUAAUGCUAGUCCAAAGCAUGAGAGAAGAUGUCAUGUCAGACGUAUCCAGCGAAUCCUGUCGUCUUGACCCUGAUGAGGUCAAUGAAUGUCUAAGAGUUGAAAUUGCAGCAGUAUCAUCUGAUAGUGAGACGGAUGAAAAAUGGAGAACAAUAUUUUCCUCCUCUAUAAAUAAAGAAGAUGACGACUCCUAUUUGGACAGUCUUCAGUUGAGUGCCCAGGAGCUCUUUGUGCAAAAAGUUGAGGUGAUUGACUUUGAAGAACAAGAUGACGACCACUACGACGAAGUCCAAUUUAAUUUUCCACAAGUUGAAGUACUGCUCCAACAACCAGAUACUGCUUCUUUAUCCACCCUGUCACAAGAAGUGAAAUGUACCUCAUUAGGCCCGCAAAGUCUGUUCAAAAUCUCUGAAGAUGAAAAUGAAAAUGGGAAAGAUGACAGUGGCACUCAGGGACAACUCUCCCAGAACACCAUGCCGGAUCCCAGCAGAAAACUGCCCAAGGACUUUUGUGUGAUACAAGAAACUAAGAGUGUCAACGUGAGCACCGAGCAUGUGGACUUCCAACUGGCUCGUCAGCAGUGGCGAGCGAUGGAAGAGCAAACCAAGAACAAAGUAUUGGUCCCUUCAACCAAGCAGAGCAGCUUCCAUUGCAGCCACAACUGCAUGUACACACCAGUCCGGAACAUCCAAAGAACAAACAGAAAAUCACAGGAGCUGGAAAACCUGACUCUUGUCCGGGAUUAUACACUUACCCAAUUUAGCCCAUGCUCCGAAGACUCGGGCUUGGGCGAUUCCAGCUACAGAUCUCCUAACGAUGACCUUGAAACACCAGUUGAAAAAGAGAUUCGGCUGUCGAUGGAAAGAGAGGAGAAUUUCAGGAAAGAGAGGGGUCUGUCCAGGAUGGGCAAGUCAACAGACACUCCAUCACAAGGUAUCCCGAGAUCCAUCAGCGCUCCAUUGACCCCAUCGUUUAUCAUUACCUCCUCGCCCACAAAGGAACCCCUGAAAGCGUCCCCAACAAAUAUUAUCGUUCUCGACCCGAGCAGUGAGGUCAACUCCAGCCCCGCAUGUGCUGAAUGGUGCACUGAGGACAGCAGCUCUAAUCUCAUCAUUUUAGAGACGUCCAACUUGAUUAUCCGCAGUGCUUCAGACUUCUCCCUCAACAAAGCCUGUGAGCCACAGGAGAAAAUGUUCACCAGCAACCCCUUUUUCAAGUUACGCUCCAGAAGCACCAUGUCGCUGGUGGACGAGGAGAUCAGGAUAGUGAAGCAGAGGGAGGAAGAGCUCAGGAAGGAGAGGGCUCAUCUGUACAGCAAAGGGAGGAUGCUGUCAUUGGAUUAUUCAGCUGCUUUGCCAGUCAAGUGCAAGUCCUCUCCAUCAUCGCCAAUGAAAACUGCCAAGAUGGAUCGUUCCACUCUGUCCUGCGAUCACAGGUUUCUAGACGGUUACACGGGCGGAAGACGCAAGAGUGCCAUGGCUCUGCGCUGGGAGGCAGGAGAGUUUACUAAAAAUGACCAAGAAUAAAAUCAUAUUCCAUCAAUAUUCAUCAGUGUUGAAAGCAGUGCUGCAGAUGCUCAUCCUAUUUUGUGAUCAAUAUCAAAUCAGUGUUUGAAUAUUGCUUUCAAGGUCGCAUCAUUGUUGAAACGUUUGUUUGUACGGAGGGUGCAGAGCUUUGACAAAACAAAAUGUUUACAAAAAAAGACUCACCUUGAUUUCAGAUAUUUCAUCUUGCAAGAAGCUUUCCAAUUUUUGUGAUGCAAAAUCACACAUGAGGCUUUUGCUUUUGUAUCGUAUAUAAAAAGCAGUUGAUGUAUGUGUUAUAUGACGAUAUGUGGCGUUGCAUUAUUCCUCUGCUCCACAUUGACUGUCAAAAGGAGUCAACUUUUCAGUAAGGAACAAAAGCCAGAGCCUUGCAUCGAACUUAGCUGCCAAAACAUGCUAAUAAGGUUCAUGGUUGGGGGGCGGGGUUGCCUUGAUUUUUUUUUUUUUUUAGCAUAAGCCAUGUAGAUAUGCUCGUACGUAUAUAGAUAUAUGAUAUGACAUAUCAUGUAUAUUUUAAGAAAAAGCAGCCUUCAUGUCAACUUUGUGUUGUAGGUGACAAUUAUUAUUAUUAAUUGUAUUAUUACUAAUAACUUUUUACCACAUUAUAUUACAUUAUGCCUUUUUGCUUUUUUUCAGCUGUUGUUUUCUUGUUUGAUUGCAUUUUUAGAAUAAAGCUGCGGGCUAAUAAGAGACAAGCGUGGACAAAUAGCCCCUGGUUAUGUAGAAAUAUAAUACCUGUAGAGAAAUAUUCUUAGUGAGAAAAUAGGAAGUAGAUUUUGAUGGAUGUUGACGGUGCACAACAAUCUUGUCCUUCCUUUAUCUUUUUUUUUUUUUUUAAUGCAGAGCCUUUGGUCCCUUGACAAAAAUACCAGCAUAAGCAAACUCCAUUAAAAUGCAGGGGCUUAUUUUGGAAGGGGGGGCCGGGUGUCAAAGUGUUGAACCACAAGUGUGGACACAGCCUCAGCAAACAAAAGAGAAGUUGUGAUGCUAAUUAUGGGCCUGCAAAGCAAAGCACAGUCGCCUAGUAUCUAUUAUUACUCUUACUUAUUAUAUAUUGCUUUUUUAUAAUAACAAUAAUAAUAGUAACACACAUUCUUUGUAAUGUCUUUUUAUCCAAAGAUCUCAAAGGGCUACAGGUUACAAAGGCAAAAAACACCUCUUUUUUGGAAGGGGAAAUAAAACAGGACAAAAAAUAAAAAGGUUUAAAAGAACAUCUAAGAGGGGGACGGCAAACGUUUUGCUAAAAACAAAUUUCUUUAGAACUUUUUUUUUUAAAACAGUUGAUUGUGGUGCCCCCAAAGUAUACCCUGGUCCUGAGGUAUGCCCCCUGGUCCUGAGGUAUCCCCCCUGGUCCUGAGGUAUCCCCUGGUCUUAAGGUAUCCCCCUGGUCCUAAGGUAUCCCCCCGGGUGCUGAGGUAUCCCCCCCUGGUCCUGAAGUAUACGCCCUGGUCCUGAGGUAUACACUCUGGUCCUGACGUAUCCCCUGGUCCUAAGAUAUCCUCCCUGGUCUUAAGGUAUCCCCCCUGGUCCUACGGUAUUCCCCCCUGCUCCUGAGGUAUACGCCCUGGUCCUGAGGUACCCCCCCCUGAUGCUGAGGUAUCCCCUCUGCUCUUAAGGUAUUCCCCACUGGUCCUAGCUAUCUCUGGUCCUAAGGUAUCCCUGCUGGUCCUAAGGUAUCCCCUCUGGUCCUAAGGUAUCCCCUCUGGUCCUGAGGAAUACCCCCUGGUCUUAAGGUAUCCCCCCUGCUCCUAAGGUGUUCCCCCCUGGUCCUGAGGUAUACUCCCUGGUCCUAAGGUAUUCCCCCUGGUCCUAAGGGAUCCCCCACUGGUCCUAGGGUAUCUCUCUGGUCCUAAGGUAUCCCCUUUAGUCGUAAGGUAUCCUCCCUGGUCGGAAGGUAUCCCCUGUGGUCCUAAGGUAUCCCCUCUGGUCCUAAGGUAUCCUCCCUGGUCCUAAGGUAUCCCCUCUGGUCGUAAGGUAUCCCCCACUGGUCCUGAGGUAUUCCCCCUGGUCCUAAGGUAUCCCCUCUGGUCCUGAGGUAUCCCCCUGGUCCUGAGGUAUCCAACUGGUCCUAAGGGUUCCCCCCGUGGUCCUAAGGUAUCCCCCCUGCUCCUAAGGUGUUCCCCCCUGGUCCUGAGGUAUACUCCCUGGUCCUAAGGUAUUCCCCCUGGUCCUAAGGUAUCCCCCACUGGUCCUAAGCUAUACCCUCUGGUCCUCAGGUAUCCCCCACUGGUCCUGAGGUAUCCCCCCUUGUCUUAAGGUAUCCCCUUUGGUCCUAGAGUAUCUCUCUAAUCCAAAGGUAUCCCCUCUGGUCCUAAAGAAUCCCCUCUGGUUCUAAGGUGUCCCCUCUGGUCCUAAGUUAUCCCCCACUGGUCCUAAGUUAUCCACCACUGGUCCUAAGGUAUCCCCUCUGGUCCUCGGGUAUCUCCCACUGGUCCCGAGGUAUUCCCCCUGGUCCUCAGGUAUCUCCCAUUGGUCCUGAGUUAUCCCUCCUGGUCCUAAGGUAUCCCCCUUGUCCUAAGGUAUCCCCCACUGGUCCUAGAGCAUCUCUCUGGCCCUAAGGUAUCUCUCUGGUCCUGAUGUAUCCCCACUGGUCCUAAGGUAUUUCCCCCCCUCCACCACCAUCGGAGGGUGGAUCGGAGGGAACAUGUUGUGUUUUGGGUGCUAAGAAGUUGUUUGAGGUGUGGGGGGUUUGUUCAUAGAUACAUUUUUGUGUGUGAGGAGGGAAAGCUUGUAGUCAAUCUUGGUGAAACGGGUAGCCAGUAGAGUGAGCAGACUUUAGGGGUGAUGUGCUCAUCGGGAUCCUAGCUGCAGAGUUUUGGAAGUAUUGGAGCCUCUGCAAGCGUUUGCUUGAGAUCCCAAUGCCAGGUGUGUUCUAAUAGUCCAGCAUGGGGAAGAUAAAGCCAGGGACCAGCUUGUCAGCAUCUGAGGCAGAGAAUAGGGCGGUGUUUGGAAAUGUUGCAAGGUGCUAUCUUAUAUCUUAUUCUAUUAUUUAUUUCUAAUUUGAAGAUGAUGCUGAUCAACGAAGCAGUCAUCGAUUGUGGAGCCCAUCCAUACCAUAUAGGAAUCUAGACGAUUUAGAAAACUAAAAUAUAUGACAUUGUAAAAUGUACGUCUAGUGUGUUUCCAAAAGCAGGUCUUGGAAAAGAGAGGUAGUCUCUGAACAUUCAGGGUAAAGAUGAACAGUAUGUAUGAAAUAUCACUGGAAUAAAGGACUCGCACACAGGAGAUCGGAGAUCUGCAAAAUCACAACAAAAACACUUUGCAACAUAACUGGGCUCUGAAUUUUGUCCCUUCUUGUGCGACACCACCGAUAUGUCUUUCACCAUGUGACAUGCCUUGUGACUUCUGUACUGGUGUGUGAAUGUAAGACUGAUGUAUGGUGCUGUAUAUUCACGAGCACUUACGUAUGUAUUGAAAUGAAAAGCCAAUGAUGGUUUAUGUUCAUUAAGGCGGAUUGGUACAGCGUCUGCAGUGAUGUGGACUCUACAUCGGUCCAUUGUGGUGAGGAGGGGGCUGAGCCGAAAGGCAAAGAUCUCCACUUACGGGUCCAUGUACGUUCCUACCCUCACCUAUGGUCACAAGCUUUGGGUAGUGACCCAAAGGACAAGUUAGCGGGUGCAAGCGGCCGAAAUGACUUUUCUCCGUAGGGUGGCUGGUUUCUCCCUUAGAGAUAAGUUACGAAGCACUGUCAUGAGGGAGAAACUCGGAGUAGAAGCGCAGCUCCGCAUUGAGAGGAGCCAGAUGAGGUGGCUCAAGCAUCUGGUCAGAAUGCCUCCCGGACGCCUCCCUGGGGAGGUGUUCAGGGUGCAUCCGACCGGUAGGAGGCCUCGGGGUAGACCCAGGACACGUUGGAGAGACUGUCUCUCAACUGGCCUGGGAACGCCUUGGGAUCUGCCAGGAAGAACUGGAAGAAGUAGCCGGGGAGACGGAAGUCUGGGCUUGCCUGCUUAGGCUGCUGCCCCGUGACCCGACCUCGGAUUAGCAGAAGAAGUUGGAUGGAUGGAGGGAUGGAUGGAUGGAUAGAUGUUCAUUAAGUAUGAAUUGUAUUUUUCUACUGUGCCUGUUUGCUAAAGGUGACCAAGCACCAACUGACUGGAGUCCGUUAGCACUCAAAGAUAAAGAAAAAGCAAAGUUUGUAUGGCGGAAGUGGAGUCAACACAACAAGUGAAUAUUCCACUUCCAGUGCUGAUGCAAAAGAAUGAAUUGAUAGAAAUAUUUAUUGUGUAUUCCAUUUGAAGCACUACUAGCUCACACGUUGCUUGCAUAUGUCGUAACAUUCUGUGAACGCUUUUGUGUCCAUUCUUGUUAUUGCCCAUGCAAGUGAGACGAUUGUGCAACAAUAAAAUAUCAUACCAACCUAAA
Messenger RNA from Dunckerocampus dactyliophorus (ringed pipefish), 8468 nucleotides. RefSeq names its product palmdelphin b (gene palmdb). Lineage: Eukaryota; Metazoa; Chordata; Actinopteri; Syngnathiformes; Syngnathidae. Gene Ontology annotation, cellular component: cytoplasm; membrane. Gene Ontology annotation, biological process: regulation of cell shape. The transcript is spliced from 8 exons. The record is from RefSeq and is a predicted model, not a curated record. Bases 1506 to 4088 code for a protein of 860 amino acids.